GCUGUUGAAGUGCUGUGAGUCCAGACUCUCUUUGUGCCUCACAAGUAGUGCUUUUCAGAGCGCUUGGCGUCCCUGCUGUAUGGCUGUGUCACUGUGAGAUGACAACAGGAUUUGCUGGGAAUGUGGGCCACUAUUGUAUCCGCCUUACGUAACCACGUGGAGUGCUGGAAAUGGGUGAGCAGCCUGGGAGGUAGGCAGUGGCCAGCCCUGACUCUGCGGAGCCAUGAAGGCCGCUCAGCUAUUCCAGAGGGUGUGGAUCCAGACAUUUAAAAAGUUGGAGAGAUGGAAAGGCCAUGGCCCAGGCAUGGAGGAGGUGAUAUGGGAGCAGUACACCGUGACCCUGCAGAAGGAUUCCAAAAGAGGAUUUGGAAUCGCAGUGUCGGGAGGUAGAGACAACCCACACUUUGAAAACGGGGAAACGUCCAUUGUCAUUUCUGAUGUGCUCCCAGGUGGACCCGCGGAUGGCUUGCUUCAAGAAAAUGACAGGGUGGUCAUGGUCAAUGGCACCCCCAUGGAGGAUGUGCUCCAUUCCUUUGCAGUUCAGCAGCUUAGGAAAAGUGGGAAGAUCGCCGCCAUUGUGGUCAAGAGGCCCCGGAAGGUUCAGGUGGCCCCGCUGCAGGGCAGCCCCCCUCUCAGUCACGAUGACCGAGGUUUUGAGGUGAUAGAUGAAUUUGAUGGCAGAAGUUUCCGCAGCGGCUACAGCGAGAGGAGCCGGCACAGCAGCCACGAUGUGCUCAGCCACAGCUGGGAAGACAGCAGGGAGAGGGGGCGCCCCCAGCAGCGCACGCAGAGCCGCGAGCGGGAGCGCAGCCGUGGCCGGAGCCUAGAACGUGGCCUGGACCACGAAGACUAUGGGCGCAGCCGGGAGCGCAGCCGUGGCCGGAGUCUGGAACGUGGCCUGGACCGCGAUUUUGUGCCCCGGGACCACAGCCGUGGCCGCAGCAUCGACAGGGACUACGACCGAGACUAUGAGCGCACCUAUCACCAAUCCUAUGAGCCUGACUAUGAGGGCGGCUACAGCUCAUCAUAUGACCGCAGAGCCCAGCCGGAGCGCCGCUAUGAGCGCAGUCACAGCCGCGAACACCUACGUUCCCGGAGCCCCAGUCCUGAGCCUAGGUCCCGGCAGGAGCACAAGCAUGAUCCAGACAGGCCCAUCGGGGUCCUUCUCACCAAAAGCAAAGCAAAUGAAGAGUAUGGUCUCCGGCUGGGGAGUCAGAUCUUCAUCAAGGAAAUGACCAGAACAGGACUGGCAACCAAAGAUGGCAACCUUCACGAGGGGGAUAUAAUUCUCAAGAUCAAUGGGACUGUUACUGAGAACAUGUCUUUAACGGACGCUCGGAAGCUAAUAGAAAAAUCUAGGGGGAAACUGCAGCUUGUGGUGCUGAGAGACAGCAGGCAGACCCUCAUCAAUGUCCCCUCCCUCAAUGACAGUGACUCAGAAGUAGAAGAUAUCUCAGAAAUAGAGUCCAACCGAUCUUUCUCUCCAGAGGAGAAGCGCCAGCAGUAUUCUGAUCAGGAUUUUCAUUCCUCCAGCGAGAAGCUGAAGGAGAGGCCGAGUUCAAGAGAGGAAACCUCAGGCAGACUGUCCAGGAUGGGUGCCACACCCACUCCAUUUAAGUCAACAGGGGACAUCACAGCUGCAGGUGUUGCCGAGGCCAACAAGGAGCCCAGGCACCAGGAAGAAACCCCAGUUCCUCAACCCAGAGCAGCCCCAAGAACUUUCCUUCGUCCUAGUCCUGAAGACGAAGCAAUCUAUGGCCCGAAUACCAAAAUGGUGAGGUUCAAGAAGGGAGAGAGUGUGGGCCUCCGGCUGGCUGGCGGAAAUGACGUCGGGAUAUUUGUCGCUGGCAUUCAGGAGGGCACCUCUGCGGAGCAGGAGGGCCUGCAAGAAGGAGACCAGAUUCUGAAGGUGAACACACAGGACUUCAGAGGGCUAGUUCGGGAAGAUGCGGUUCUCUACCUGUUAGAAAUCCCCAAAGGUGAAACUGUGACCAUUUUGGCUCAGAGUCGAGCAGACGUGUACAGAGACAUCCUGGCUUGUGGCAGAGGAGACUCGUUUUUCAUAAGAAGCCACUUUGAAUGUGAGAAGGAAACCCCACAGAGCCUGGCCUUCACCAGGGGCGAGGUCUUCCGAGUGGUAGACACGCUGUAUGAUGGCAAGCUGGGCCACUGGCUGGCUGUGAGGAUCGGAAAUGAGCUGGAGAAAGGCUUAAUCCCUAACAAGAGCAGAGCUGAGCAAAUGGCUAGUGUCCAGAAUGCCCAGAGAGAGACCGCUGGGGACAGGGCAGACUUCUGGAGGACACGUGGCCAGAGAUCCGGGGUCAAGAAGAACAUCCGGAAGAGCCGGGAAGACCUGACGGCUGCUGUGUCGGUCAGCACCAAGUUCCCGGCCUACGAGAAGGUUCUGCUGAGGGAAGCUGGCUUCAAGAGACCUGUGGUCUUAUUCGGCCCCAUAGCAGAUAUAGCAAUGGAAAGGUUGGCGACUGAGCUACCUAACUUGUUUCAAACCGCAAAAACUGAACCCAAAGACGCAGGAUCUGAGAAAUCCAGUGGCGUGGUUCGCUUGAACACUGUGCGGCAGAUUAUUGAGCAGGACAAGCAUGCCCUCCUUGACGUGACUCCCAAAGCUGUGGAUCUGCUCAAUUAUACUCAGUGGUUCCCAAUCGUGAUUUUCUUCAACCUGGAUUCCAGACAAGGUGUUAAAACCAUAAGACAAAGGUUGAGUCCAACAUCCAAUAAAAGUUCUAGGAAGUUAUUUGAUCAAGCCAACAAGCUCAAAAAAGCCUGUUCUCAUCUUUUUACAGCAAUAAUCAAUGUGAAUUCAGCCAAUGACGGCUGGUUUGGCAGCUUGAAGGACAGCAUUCAGCAGCAGCAAGGCGAAGCAGUCUGGGUCUCUGAAGGAAAGAUGGAAGGGGUGGAUGAUGACCCUGAAGACCGCAUGUCGUACUUAACCGCCAUGGGCGCGGACUAUCUGAGUUGUGACAGCCGUCUCAUCAGUGACUUUGAAGACACCGACGGCGAGGGAGGCGCCUACACUGACAAUGAGCUGGAUGAGCCAGCUGAGGAGCCGCUGGUGUCUUCCAUCACCCGCUCCUCGGAGCCGGUGCAGCAGGAGGAGAGCAUAAGGAAACCCAGCCCAGAGCCACGAGCUCAGAUGAGGAGGGCUACUAGCAGAGAUCUACUUAGGGAUGGUAGCCCGCCCCCAGCAUUCAAGCCAGAGCCGCCCAAGGCCAGAAACCAGCAUAGAGAAGACUCCUACGACUACUCCAAGCCAAUCCCUUACGCCAUGACUGGCAGUGAAACCCAGGGGGGGUCUACCAAAGGGUGUCCCCCCCCUGUUGCAGUGAAACCUGCUUUCGGGCGAUCCAUCCUGAAGCCUUCCACUCCCGUCCCUGUGCCUGAGAGCGAGGAGGUGGGGGAGAGCACUGAGGAGCAGGAAGAUGCUCCCAGGUCAGUCCUGGGCAGAGUGAAAAUAUUCGAGAAGAUGGACCACCAGGCAAAAUUACAGAGGAUGCAGGAGCUCCAGGAGGCACAGAGCGCGAGGAUCGAAAUCGCCCAGAAGCACCCUGACAUCUAUGCCGUUCCAAUCAAAGCCCCCAAGCCAGACGCCGGCCUGCCCCCGCACAUGAGUUCUAGACCUCCAGAGCCACAGAAAGCUCCGUCCAGACUCUACCAGGACACCAGCUACGGCAGUGAUCAGGAGGAAGAGGAAUACCGCCAACAGUUGGCGGCGCACUCGAAGCGUGGUUACUACAGCCAGCCCUCCCGGUACCGAGACACGGAAUUAUAGAUGGCUGUGCAUGGACUCCUGUUAGGCCGGCCUGGAGAUCUUCUCCAGUUAAAGUGCCCUGCAGAGAUAUGAUGGGGGCCCAGGCGGUAGACAGUACCAAUUACCAACCGAAGACUCUGUGUGUGGGACUGGGGUAAAGCUGAUUAUGACUUUUUGCCCAGGAUGAAGAGAAACAGUACAGUCUGACACUGUUACUUGCUUUGGUGUGGACCAAAAUCUGUAUUAAUCUCUCUGUAUUUUUUAAUAUGUAUAUUAAGGAGCAAUAACUAUUUUUCCUCAUUCAUAGCUGCCUUCCAACACUGCUUCUGUGUGAAGCAAUCAUGAAAAAGGAGUAAGAAGAAUACUCUGUCUCAAACUAAAUUCACAAGUAUUUUAUUACAGUUCUCUAAGUGCCUUUGACAAGAUGUGUCUUAAGUUUUCCUUCCUGAGGCUUAUGCAAAGCUAUAAUGAACUAAAACUUUAUUUUGACUAAACUUUUCUACCAGUUUAGCAGCUGUCACGGCCCCUGCCUCGCGUCCAUCUUUUCAGGGCGUUGUCUUUAUAGUGUUUCCCACAAAUCCCGACUGUACAUAGGACGGCUACGCUUGGUAGUUUGGUUGUCAAAGCUGCAGAGCUCGGAGGCCAAGAACUUAGUCUGGGUUUUGUUGUUGUUGUUGUUGUUGUUGUUUGUUCAAAACCAUGGGCUCCAGAAGCAGAUACCUGAGAAAAGGGUAUUUUGUUUCCUUUAUAUCAGUGUAUGUACUGACAUCAAGCAAUUUUAUAAUUUAAUAAAAAGGAGUACAUUGUAGUCAAGAA
This is a messenger RNA of Peromyscus maniculatus bairdii (prairie deer mouse), 4585 nucleotides long. It is a transcript of the gene Tjp2, whose product is annotated as tight junction protein 2. Gene Ontology annotation, molecular function: cell adhesion molecule binding. The record is from RefSeq and is a predicted model, not a curated record. Gene Ontology annotation, cellular component: bicellular tight junction; plasma membrane. NCBI's taxonomy places the organism in Eukaryota, Metazoa, Chordata, Mammalia, Rodentia, Cricetidae. Gene Ontology annotation, biological process: cell-cell adhesion; establishment of endothelial intestinal barrier; cell-cell junction organization.